Belonocnema kinseyi is the source of this 4326-nucleotide messenger RNA. RefSeq names its product probable serine/threonine-protein kinase kinX. Lineage: Eukaryota; Metazoa; Arthropoda; Insecta; Hymenoptera; Cynipidae. The record is from RefSeq and is a predicted model, not a curated record. The transcript has 7 exons. The coding region runs from base 337 to 4137 and encodes 1266 amino acids.
AUCACCGACGUGUAUUUUUAAUCUCAGGCAUAAAAGAUUAUCUUUUAUCUAAAAUUUACCUUCCGCGACUAUUAAACGUAAGCCCCUCCAAAAAAGUAUUUUUCGCCCCUAAAAAAAUUUAAAUAGGUGAAAACUUGCAAACUUACACUGUAUCGCCUUGGAGAAAAAGCUCCGGUCUCUCCUUCAGGAGGUUAUCUUUUAUCCAGAUCAGUAAACGUUUCAAAGUCCCUGCCGAGUAAUAAAAAUUAUAAAAAAAACUCAAGAAAGAAAUCCGUGAGGAGAAAAUAUUGACUUACAUUCCUCGCCAGCAGAUACGAGUUAUCUGCAAAAACCGUUAUGUCGGAAACGAGCGAAGCUGUGGAGAAGCCGCCAGAGGAACCUGUGCCAGCAGGUGAGCGAGAAGAAGACGUAGACGAUGGACAGUCCGAAGACACCGUCGUGGUUUCGAAAAAAAGUUCCGAGAUUUCGAUGAUAGAAGACCAGGAAAUGCCGACUUUUAGCAGCGUUUCGAGUUUGACGAAGCCUAAUAAUUCACAAUCAGUUUCGACACAUGAACAGCGGAUGGACGAUGUUCCUCCAGAAAGGGAUCGCACUCCAAGCCCGGAACCCAGUGACGAACAAGAUAAUGAAAGCAUUUACGUCGUUUCUUCGACUGCUGACACUGAUCAAAAUCCAGAUGAUAUCGAGGACGAAGAGGAAGAUGAUUACGAUUCAGAAGACAUGAUUGACGAAGAGGAUGAUGAUGAAGACGAGGACGAUUAUGAUGCUCGAGAUGAUUACGAUGGAGAUCGUUAUGAGCGAGAAUCGGAUGAAUUUGAAGCGGACCGUUAUGAAAGAGCCUCCGAUGAUUUUGUGCUUCGCCACACCAAUAGCAUUAAAAAAAUUCACAAGGAGCGAAGUCAGUCUCUGCAAGAUUUGUCGGUCGUUGAAGCUCGUAAUAAUAAAAGACGAAAUUCGGGCUUUGCUUGGGAGAGAUCUGGGAUUAAGAAAAAUCCCUACAGUUAUCAGUCUCCGCAAUCGAGACCCUAUCAAGGAUCAGGAAGAUAUGAACAUGUUGAGAGCAAGGUUAAACGUUACAUCCAGGAUAUUAAAGAACAAACGAAGUUGUCGACCUAUGAGCAAUAUAUGGGCGGUAAAAGUUCCGGAUAUGGAAAAUCUAAAGAUUCUAAAGAGAAUAGACGAAAGUCGUCAACAGGUAGUAGGAACAUAAAAGAUUACGCAGAAAAGGUGAUAAAAAAAUUGGAACGCGAGGAAAGUCCCGAUGAUGAAAAUCCAACAUAUGCGACGUUAGAGCCAAUGGAAAAUGGCGAGGAACCUCUGACCUUGCGCCUGUCCUCUGACAGAAUCUCGACUGACUCAAAUAUGCCCAUGGAGGUGGACAGUUCUUCACCCGAUAAGCAAAAUCGUGAAGAUAAAGUCGGCAAAACGAAUGGAAUCAUUGAAUUUAGUGCAGAAUCCUCAGUGACCUGCACGCCCAUAAUAAAGGGAGUUUCUCUGAGCCACGUGAAUGGCACGGAAUCAUCGAACGACCUGGUCAAUCUGCGAACACUCAGUUACGAGGAAUAUAUGCGCGGACCCGUUCCCGAGGAAGUCGAGGUCGAAUCCAACGACGUGUGUUUAAUAUCACCCGAGAAAACAUCGCCCAAUCUGAAGAGCAAUGCCAAUUCCAUAAAAAUCACGAAUGUGCGAAGCAAUCAUGAGAUUUCGGAAGACUAUGAGGAUGAUGAGGUGUACGAGGAGAAUCUUGAGAAUUCUGUGAAUGAGGUGCAUCAAAGUCCGGAGAAAAUUAAAGCCGAGAGUCGUGAAAUCAGUAUGUUGCGAGCCUCGCUCAAUCAGAGAAAUGCGCAAUUCGACUGUUUGCAGGUGGCUUAUCAGAAAACAGUCGAGGAGAAUGUCGCGAUGAAGCUGGAGCUCGAGAGUUUAAAAAAGGUGCUGAAAGAACACGAGAAGAGUAAGAGUCGUGAGAGAAAGUCGACGAGCGUGCAGACCGAGAAUCAGCAGCCUGCUGCUGCUGCUGCUGCUGCUGCUGCUGCUGCUGUUGAAGAGGCUAAAAUGGACACCUUGGCGGCGGGAAAACCCGAUAUUAAACUCUCAAUUAGUAGUAUUAAUUCGGCGGUGAGUUCAAUUCAUCAGUGGUCAGAGAGCGCCCCCAGUCCGGCUAUUUCCAUCCAAUCGCCGGACGUGAGAAAAGCUCUGAAUUCGGAUGACAGUAGUGUUUUUGAGAAUACGCCGAAAAAAUUGCCGCGUACAUUCUCACGAGCUUUUAUCACGUCCUCGCGAAUUCUGCAAACUCUGUCGAAUAUCACUCAGGGUAAAACGAGUAUUAGUAGUCCACUUGAAAAAAGUGGCGAGUCUCAGGCCCAGGAACAGGAGGCCUCGACUUCCGGACAGACGCCCCUUAAUUCGAAGAAGCGAAAGGCCACGGAAUUGGGAGCAACUGCCUUUGAGCAGCCCUUUAAAAUACCGCAUACUCUGGGCUCGGGAUCGGCGCGAAAGAAGGUGGUGAGUCAGGAUUCGGGCAAUGAGACCACUUCGCAGAUGAAUGGAUUGCCCUCGGAAAGUGAUGAGUGUACGGAAAAUGGGACCAAGGAUAAUGAUGAUGAUGAUGAUGAUGAUGAUGGUGAGCGCGAUGAGGGAAAUAUGAAAAAAUCGGAUCUUGGGGAUGGAUUGAAGUACUUUAUUUAUAAGGACGAUGAAAAUAGCAAAGAUCGGAGCUUUUUGAUUCAGGCGGAAGAUCCGGGAAAGGUGCCGAAUAAAGGAAUUGUACGUGAAUGUGGGCCGUAUCUUUUAGGCAAUUUGGAGGUCAGGAUGACUGAAGUGAACGGGACAAUUAACAUCUGGGGCAAAGAAAUUAAUCUGGAAUCGACGACUGAGGAAUUCGAAAUAUCUGCCAAGUCAGCUGAUUUGAAAUCGGGUCUUUGCUGGCAAAAGACACCGCACACAAACUUGUUGAAUAACAGCAGCAGCCCUCUGCUCUAUUCAAGCACCAGAAGGCCAAAAUCCCAGUCUCGCUUCUUCAGCGACUCCAUAAUUUCUAAAUUCUCGAAUUCCCCCGGAAGUAGCAGCAUUCCAAAGUAUUCUUCGCCCAAGGUGAACGAGCGACCCUCUCGCAGACGAAGUUCCCUCACAGCUGACGACAGCUACAAUUGCAAUUCGCGAUCCCAUCGGCUUUCCUGGUCGGGCUGCAAACACCUGAUGGAGGAGCAGAAACACGCCUGCUGUUCUCACAGUCCCGAAAUGAAUAAUUACGAGAGAUGUGGUGGCUGCAAUCACCACAAUUUGACGAGACGCGCCGACUGUCAUCCCUGCAAUCGUGUCCAGAGCUGUGCAGCAGCAGCGCCAGCAGUUGGGGACUUUCGAAGACAUUCCUUUUCAGCUGGAUUCGAUGAUCACUCCUCGACAAGGAGAGAGUGUUCAGCUUAUGGCUUGUCAAAAGUUGCGCAAAAGCACGAAAGUACCUUGAGACAGCAGCAGCAUCAUCAUCAUCAUCAGACAGCUGCUCAUCACUGCCGUCGAUCCUUUCACGAUAAUGAUGAUGAUGAUGAGGAGGAGGAGGAGGAUGGUUGCCAGCAGCAGCAUUUUGCAAAGCAGUGCAACUUGUCGAGAGAAUUUGCACAUUCCUGUAAUUCUAAGCCCGUGACAAUGCAAAAUAAUGAGUACAGCAGGGAAAGCUGUUCUAAUAGAUGCUGCCAGAAUCGAAGCGCCUCGACUCAGGAUGAAGAUGAUCCGUUGAUUUCGUCACAGAAGUCGAAUGAACCGCCAGAGGUGCGAAAAAGAAGACUCAGCGGUAAAAAAGUACGAGGUCUCUUGAUGGAUUUGCUGAAGGGAUGCGGGGAUUGUCGAACUCCCAAUCCCGCGAAUAUGAGCAAGUCAGGCCUGCGAGGUGGAGAGGCAAGUUACACGCCUACUGCUUGUCCACCCGAAAUAAUCGUAACUGCUUGUUCGCCUCGAGCUUCCUGUUCAGAUCAGACUCAUUCGGUGGAAAAAAACAGGUGUUGUGACACUUGCUCUCGUCGAAUCGAAAUGACAACGGAGAUUGAAACCCAGUUAGAAUUCUUUCGUGUUGAAAUGGAAAGACUUCGCUCGCGCUCGGAUGCUCUACUAGACAAGCUCAGCAUGCUGAAGUCCACAGAAUGAUGUUAAUUAAACCGAUCUAUCUAUCUAUAUCCUAUACGCGCAUUUCUCUUAUGUACAUAAAAUGGUUUUCUUUUUUACGCUGGGUCUCGAACCACGAUACUUUUAGUUUCUUUCGUUUUCCACAAUCAUCUGUAGGAACCACAUGGUGAAUUUCUUAAUAAAUAAAACAUACACUUAUCUGUAUUGAAA